Molecule: messenger RNA, 1116 nt
Organism: Cinara cedri
Lineage: Eukaryota; Metazoa; Arthropoda; Insecta; Hemiptera; Aphididae
Source: the annotation of a GenBank genome assembly
AUGCAGUAACUACAGAGGUAUUGCUUUAUAAGAUACGGCAUAUAAAGUCUUAUCAUAUUGUCUACUUGAUAGAGUAGUNUUCUAAGACAAAUCAUCCAAAAACGUUUGGAAUUUGACAAGGAGGUACACGUGUUAUUUGUGGAUUUCAGAAAAGCUUAUGACUCUAUACAUAGAGAAAGUCUUUUAAACAUUCUCAAAGAUUUCAAAUUCCCCAAAAAAAAUAUUAAUCUUAUUGGAGCCAGUCUUAAUCAUACAGAUAUACAGGUCCAGAUAGGUAACGUAACAUCGCAGCCAACUAGAGUAACGACAGGACUUUGGCAAAGGGAUGCUUUGUCUCCAGUGCUGUUUAAUUUAGUACUGGAGAGGGUAAUACGUGAGAUGAAUAUUUCGGAUGGAGUUAUAUUAGGACAGAUCAGAAUUGGAAUGCUAGCAUAUGCGGAUGAUAUCGCUCUUCUUGGUGAAGAUUUAGAUAUGAUAAAGAGAUUGGGAAGUAAUCUAAUAAAUACGGAAAAAAAAGUGGGCCUAACCGUUAAUGAGGAAAAAACAGAGUACCUUGUAGCUAGCCGAAGAAAUAUAAAUGGCGGUCUGGAACAAUAUAUCAAAAUUGAAAAACUCAAGUUCAAAAGAGUGUCUCAAUUUAAGUAUCUAGGGUCGAUGAUGAUGGAGGAUAACGACAUCAAGACAGAGGUGUCAACAAGGAUAAAACUAGCGAAUAGAGGAUAUUAUGGACUUGAAAAAGUCUUGAAAUCGAAGGCCUUAUCCAAAGCCCUAAAAAUCAAAAUGUACAUGACUCUACUAAGACCGAUUGUUCNGCAAACGAAUGAAUGGAGAAAACUUCAUAACGUGGAACUCCAAGGAGUUUUCCAGAGGCCGAAUAUAGUUAGAGAGAUCGCCAAGCGGAAACUAAGUUGGGCAGGACAUGCUUGGCGCAAACAGGGUACUUUGGUAAAAUGGGUGAUCGAGGAAGAGGCUAAUGGGAAAAGACCACUAGGUAGACCUAAGUUAAGAUGGGAAGAUGGUGUGAAGAGAAAAGUGGAAAAGAUAGAGCCUGGUGUCAAAUGGAGAGAAGUAGCGGAGGACAAGGAUAGGUGGCAAAGUUUAGCGUUUUCAGGAUGA